Closterium sp. NIES-67 is the source of this 1276-nucleotide messenger RNA. NCBI's taxonomy places the organism in Eukaryota, Viridiplantae, Streptophyta, Zygnematophyceae, Desmidiales, Closteriaceae. The record is from the annotation of a GenBank genome assembly.
UUCCAAGCCGAAAUGAACCACAUUCUACGACCACUUUUGGACGAGUGCGUGGUGGUGUACCUGGACGACAUCCUCAUCUACUCACACGACAUGAAGCAGCACGUCGAACACCUGCGACGCGUCUUCGAAAUUCUUCGACGAGAACGAUUCUACAUCAAACUGUCCAAGAGCGAAUUCGCCCUUGAGAAGGUCCAGCUCCUAGGACACAUGGUGAGCGCUCAAGGAGUACGCGUCGACCCCAAGAAAAUCGAAGCCGUACGUACGUGGAAGACACCCGAGAACGUGAAGGAGUUGCAGCAGUUCCUAGGCUUCGCUAAUUACUAUAACUGCACGCACCGAGGAGACAGCACAAAUAUUCCAACCACACUUAUCUCCGACCGAGACCCCAAGUUCACCAGCAAGUUCUGGAAGGAACUCAUGUCUCCGCUCGGGACCAAACUCGCCAUGUCAUCCGCUUACCAUCCGCAGACAGACGGACAGACCGAGCGCCUCAACCAGAUUGUCGAGCAACUCCUUCGAGCAGCCUGCAAGGACGAAAUCUCCAAAUGGGACUUGCACCUGCCCGUUCUAGAGUUUGCUUACAACAACGCUACACAUGCCGCUACUGGACAGACACCGUUCUUCCUCUGCUACGGACGCCACCCACUCACACCACAGAAAUCGACGACAUCCGCUACAGUCCAACCUGCACAUGAUUUCAUCACAACCAUGCAUCAGCUUCGGGAUCGGACCCACAAGCGCCUCCUCGACAUUCAGCAGCAACAAAAGCGCCAGGCCGAUCGCCAUCGCAACGACCACACCAUCACAGUGACAGACCAGGUGCUUCUUGACACCCGCAACCUGGACAUCAGCCACCUCCCAUCUAAACUUCGACCUCGCUUCUGCGGGCCUUUCCUCGUUGAAGCACAGCUCACUCCUGUUACCUUCCGCUUAUGCCUGCCAACUACCUGGAAGAUUCACAACACCUUCUAUGUCCAACUUCUGAAGCCCUAUCGGGAUCCAAACACGAUCUUCGUCGGACGCCAACCGCCGCCGCCGCCGCCCGUCGUCAUCCAGAAUGAACCCGAGUACGAGGUCGAGUCUGUGCUUGCACACCGCCGUCGUCGGAAUGGCACCGUGGAGCUUCUCAUCCGUUGGAAGGGUUAUGAUCCUUCUGAGGACAGCUGGGUACCUGAGUCCGGCAUGGGUAAUGCCCGUCGUCCUCUGCAUGACUACCUUGUCAAGCAGGGUGUUACUUCUACCACCCAGCUUUGAGGAGGGGAAGUGUGAGAGUACG